Molecule: messenger RNA, 5487 nt
Organism: Grosmannia clavigera kw1407
Lineage: Eukaryota; Fungi; Ascomycota; Sordariomycetes; Ophiostomatales; Ophiostomataceae
Product: vitamin h transporter 1
Exons: 5
Coding region: 1-5487 (1828 amino acids)
Biological process (GO): biotin import across plasma membrane
Cellular component (GO): membrane
Molecular function (GO): biotin transmembrane transporter activity; dethiobiotin transmembrane transporter activity; solute:proton symporter activity
Source: RefSeq, a predicted model, not a curated record
AUGUCCAACCAUUUUUCUUUCCCGGACGACGACGACGACGAGUUCUCAUCACCGGCGACGCCGCAGCACAGAACUGGCCGAGGCGCCCGGAGUAAGAAUCUCUUCAGCUUUGACGGUGAACACCCAUCUACGACACCGGCAGGACCGCCGCCCUCAUCGGCAGGCAGCUCGACGCCAGCGGGCGCGCCAUCGGCAUCGUACUUUGGCAGCUCUGUGAUGCGAGGCGGUACGGAGACAGGCCGGUCGACGGUUGAGCCCCGGAAUCUAUUUACGGGCGGCCAACGCAACAAUGGAGGCUUCAGCAAUGCCCGCGGGCCCCUCGGGCAGUCGAUUCAGGGUGGAAGAUCAUUUGGGACACGGCAACCGUCUCGGCUAAGCCAGGUUGUGCACGAUGAAGGGGAUGAAGAAGACGAAGAAGAGGAGGGGACGGAAGAAGGGACGGAGGAGGGGACAGAAGAAGGGACAGAAGAAGAAGAAGAGGAGGAGGAAGAGGAGGACGACGGCGACGAAGAAGAAGAAGAGGAGGGCUCGGAGGAAGACGCAGAAGGAGAAGACGAAUACGACGACGACAAGAUGCAGGGCAGCGAUCCAUGGCUCGAUCUGGCCAAUAGCGGGAUGCAGUCGAGACGAACGUUCGGCGGCAGCACAGCGUCGCCGGUGAAGCGUGGGCCGUGGAUGUCGACGUUUGGCGCAGACGCCGAGGCGGACGAGACGCUGGGCGACGAGUCGAAUUUGCUCAUGUUUGCGACGCCGGCAGUCAACAACCGGAUUCGCAAAGAGGCCGAAGACAUAUUCCGGGCGUCGGUGGCGCGCAAUGGAGGCCAACGGCCGCCGGGAGAGUGUCGGUACGCGUCAAUCGCCAAGGGCAUGUACACGCAAAUGGGGUACGCGUUGCUUGUGGAGGCGCCAGAGCUGAUCCGACAGACGGAGCUGCACAUCAGCCGUCUGUACAGCGAGGGUGUGGGUGCAGAGGACGACGCGGGACGGCUGGACCAGGCACUGGCGGACGCAUCAGGCCAGCUGGUGUCUCUGUGGCAGGCGUACGCAGACAGUCUGCCACAGGACGAGGAGCAGACGACAGGGAUCGGGCCAGGGCCGGGGGCCAGCGCGUUUGAGAAGGCAGCAUACGUGGCGACGCUGGCACUUCAGGUGCGACACACACGCAGCACGGCAAGCGAUGGGACAAGUGAGCCGGAGCCGCUGACGGAGACGCUGUUCCGAUGGAUGUCGGAGUACCACAACAUGUACCCGGACCAGGUGAACGAAGUGCUCCGGUGCCAGCCAGGGCCGGCAUCGCACGGGAUGUUCUGGCAGACAGUGUUUGUCAGCCUGCUGCAGGGACGGGUGGACUCGGCGAUUGCGCUGCUGCGGGCGGGAGGAUGGGAGACGGUGCGGCGGGCAGGCAUGGCGGCCUACACGGGACGGGCGCUGGCCAACGUGCAGCGAGCAGUGGGCGAGACGAUUGGGAUGCUGGAGAUGUGUCCGGGCAAAGCGGACAACUGGGACAUCUGGAGCAGCGAGUGGACGAUGUUCCGGAUCCGGGCCAAGGGCACGCUGGAUCAGCUGCGGCGAUUUGCCGAGGGCCAGAGCAGGACGGAGGACGAGGAGGACGAGUACGAAUACGAGGACGAAGACGGCGACAGCUUUGCGGGGUCGCAGCGCAGCGGUGGUGGUGGUGGUGGUGGUGGCAGUGGCAGCAAGCGAGGACGAGGGUCGAUGGCCGGGCUGGCACGCAAGGCUGAGAGCCAGGUGCCAUGGGACAUCUACGAGAGCCUGAACAUUGUGUUUGACAUUGCGCUGGGAUCGCGGGAGCGAAUCCUGGCGGUGUCGCAGGACUGGUGUGAAGCAGUGCUGGGGCUGUUUGGCUGGUGGGACGAGACGAAGGUGACAGCAGCAGACCAACGGCUGCAGCAGGGCGGACUGCCGUCGUUCCGACAGAGCGGCGGUGGUGGCGGUCUGCGACCGGCGAUGUCGCUGACGAUGUCGAUGGGGUUUGGGUCCGGUCAUGGCUUCCGGACGGUGUCGACGUGGGAGAGCUACCUGGACCGACUGGCGCGAGCAUUCCAGGCGACAGGCGAGGCAGGACUGGAGAUCAACGCGAACAGCCCGCUGGAGGUGGCGGUGGCGUGCGUGCUGGAAGACAACGCACGUGGACUGGUGGGGAUGCUGCGGGCGUGGUCGCUGCCGGUGGCGGCGGCGGUGGCAGAGAUCGGGUCACUGGGGGGCUGGCUUCCGGCACAGACGACGGGAGCAGCAGCGAUGGCAGCGAUGGCCACGGGAAUGGGGGCGGGCGGACUGGCGACGGCGUUGGGCGACCUCGACAUGGAGGACUUGGAGGUGCUAGGAGUCGACCCGACAGACCCGGACGAGACAGACGGGCUGAAGGACAAUACGCUAGUGCAGUAUGCACAGGCACUAAUCAACGACGUGGAGCUGGCACCGGGAAAUGGAGGGAUGGGGGAGAGCGGAAAGAGUGGAAAGAGUGGAAAGAGUGGAAAGAGCGGAAGGAAUGGAGGGGAUAACGACGACAUGAGCGAAGACGACAGCAGGGAGGACAGCGACAGCAACGAAGAGACUUCCCCAAGUCAGAUGGAGGGCUGGGAGCUGGCAGUGCGGGUGUUGGGCCGGAUGAACUCGCCAGAGCGAUCAGAGGACACGAUUGGCGAGCUGGUGCAGACGAUGCUGAAACGACUAGACGUGGACUGUGGCGUGACGAUCGACAAGAUCUGGCGGCUGCUCAGUGACCUGGACAUGGGAACGUUUGCGAAAGAGGUGGCCGAGCACUACGGCGACCUGCUGGUGAACGAAUCGCACCGAUACGGCGAGUCGGUGUGGUAUUACGCCGUGGCCCAUCGAGCUGACAAAGUGCGCGAGGUGCUGAACCUGCUGAUAUCAUACUCGCUGCUGCAGUCGGCGGCAUAUCCGGCCGAGGCGGAGCUGGACGACCGGCUGCGGCAGCUGCUGUGUCGGCGUCGGGCCACACUGGAGCAGUUGGCACGUCGCGAUCUAGACGCAGCCGAAAUGCUGGGCCGCAUGCUGAGCGGCUAUGCCACACUGCGCCGGUUCUACGAGCUGCGGGACGACGAGACGGUAUCGCUGGCGCGACGGCGGCCGGCAGCAGCAGCUGCGCUGACGGCUGUCAUUGCCAGUGCCGACGACAACGUCCGCGGCGGGUUGUACGACAGCUCGCGCGACUCGGUCGUGUCCGAGGACUUUUUGCUGGCGCUGCUAGGCGAGGCUCUGGUGUUUACAGAGGCGUCUUCGGUGUUGGCAGUGAGAUCAGUCACGGGACCAGUCACGGGAUCAAAAUCGAAACCCCUCACCACUGCCGACUUGACGACAGCACCGCCCGUGAUGGCAGCCGAGACGAUCGAUGUACUGCUCAAGGCGGUCGAGGACCUGCAGACGCUGGCGGGCUCGCGCGUGUACGCGGCCUGCGACGAGUUUUUCCAGGUCGUGCUGGCGAGCGUGCCGGGCGGGCUGUGGGGGGCGACGCCGGCCGACCUACUGCGCAAGAGCACGGCCAACCUGUCGGGCAGCGUGUCGUCGUCGUAUGUGCUGGCGGGCAGCUCGAUGGUGGCGAGCCAGCUGCAUCGGGGCUUGGGGGGGGCAGCAGGCCCUGCAUCAUCCACGGCCGUCCGUCGUGGCUGGGACUGGCGCAGCGACCUGACCGCCAGCACGACGGCAACCGAAGUGCUGCAGCGCAUGCGCCAGGGCCUCAGCCGGGCUCUGGCACGGCUAUGGGUGGCCGAGGCCGACGGUGCCGCCAUCCCGUCGCUGCUGGAGAACCAGCACCCGACGGCCGAGCGGCUGCCGCUGUCGACAGGCGGCAUCCUGAUCGACGUAGCCGAGGUCCACGGCUCACGGCGAGCAGAAAGGAUGACCAUGGGCGACAACAAGGACGUGACUGUGAGCGGGACAGCCGAGACGGAGGCGUUGGGGACUGCUGAGCAGGAGAUUGUCGAGUAUGACAUUGCCCGGGUCGAGCAGGUGUACCGGAAACUCGACAGACGGAUCAUUCCAGCCUUCUGGGUGCUCUACUUUCUCUGCUCGGCGAUCCGGUCCAACAUUGGGAUCGCCCAGACGAUGAACGAAAGCGCGGGCCACGAUCUCAAGACGAAGCUCAAGCUGACGGCCAACGACACGUCGACGGCCCUGACGCUCUUCUACGUCUCGUACGUCCUCUUCGACUUCCCGUCCAACCUGGUGAUGAGCCGGCUGAGCCCACGGAUCUGGAUGGCACGCAUCGUCUUUGCCGUCGGCGUGAUCGGCACCUGCUUCACAGCCGUGGGCGCCGCCUGGAGCCUCAAGCUGCUGCGCUUCCUGUUGGGCGUCGUCGUGGCCGGCAUGUGGCCGGGCAUGGCCUUUUACCUCACUCUCUUCUACCCGCCGUCACGCACGGGCAAGCGCAUCGGCAUGUACUUUACGGCUGCGCAGAUGUCGGCCGCCGUCGUCGGACUCGUCUCGGCCGGCUUCCAGCAGAUGGACGGCCGCUGCGGCCUGACCGGCUUCCAGUGGAUGUUCCUCGUCUACGGCCUGCUGGCCGUUGUGCUGGGCGUCGCCCUGCUCUGGUGGCUGCCUGAUCGACCGCUGGUUCCUGGCACCGUGCGACCACCUCCUGCGCACUGGCUUCUUGCUUGGGUGCCGAAGCCGGCCGAAGCACUCGUCGGCGACGACGCCGUCGUGCACUACCACGAUCUCCGACGCGUCUACCACGCCCGACCUUGGACGCUGCGCGAUCUAGGCCGCGUGCUGCUCGACUGGCGCCUCUGGCCGCUCGUGCUCAUGUACUUUGGCGUCGUCGGCGUCGGCAUCGGCACCCAGCUCUACGGCUCCGUCAUCAUCGCCGCCAUGAACCCGCAUUUUAGCGACAUUGUCGUCAGCUUGCUGUUCGCCCCCAUUUGGAUCAUGGACCUGAUCGCCAUCCUGCUGGUCACCCCCGUUUCCGACCGCUUCCACCGCUACCGCGCCGUCUUCUUCUCGGCCGCCGUGUGCAUCCAGAUCGCCGGUCUUCUCGUCGUCAGCUUCGCCCCCGCCUCCAAGCCCUACUCUCGCUACGGUGGCAUGCUGAUGCUCGGCUUCGGCCUCGGCCCCACCGUGCCCAUCUGCAUGACCUGGACCAACGAGAUCUUCCAGCGCCGCCACGGCGAGGUCGGCGUGGCCGCUGCGUCUGCCCUCGUCUCUGGCCUCGGCAAUCUUGGCAGCAUCACCACCACCUAUGCCCUCUACACCGGCUGGCCGGCCGACGCUGCUCCUGGACCCCAUCAGUACCGCGACAGCAACCUGGCCAUGAUCGCGAUUCUCUGCGUCAGCAUCGCCAGCAGCUUCGCCAUGGUCGUCCUGCUGCGCGUCUUUGACGGCAACGCCAACCUUGACCCUGUCGAUGGUGCUGCCCGCCGCGAGACCCAGCAGCGUGGCUUCCAGCACAUGUGGCGCUGGGGCCGCAAGCCGCAGCAGCCGUCGACGAGGUCGACGACAGUGGGCUAG